Paramecium tetraurelia is the source of this 762-nucleotide messenger RNA. RefSeq lists its product as uncharacterized. NCBI's taxonomy places the organism in Eukaryota, Ciliophora, Oligohymenophorea, Peniculida, Parameciidae. The transcript is spliced from 2 exons. The record is from RefSeq and is a predicted model, not a curated record.
AUGAAGGAAACGAACUCCAUGAUAUUCGAAAUAGCUCCAUUCUUUGACCUUAUUGUUAUUUAUGUUCUUCAGGAUUGGCUUCUUCCCAUUAAUUGUGUGAUCUUGAUUGAAAUUCUCUCAAACGAAUCUCUUGUGCUCAUCUAUUCUGAUUUUCUUGCGCUCUAUUUCUAAGAAGAUAAUUUCUUAUAUUUCAAAAUCAAAUGCCUGAUCUACAAAUAUAAACUAUUUUUAUCAAUACUACUUAUAGGAAUAUUCACUCGAUUUUUUUUCUUUUCAGUAUUUAUUAGUUUAGUUAAAGCCUUAUACACAGAAGUCUUACAAUAUCAUUACAAUGAGUCUAUGGGAAGAUCAAAUAUGGAAUAAUAAAAUGAAUCAUUUUACUAAAAAGAUAUAAUCUUACGGUAUAAUUAAAUAAUGUAGCAGGAGGAGAGUAGAAUUAUUAACGAAUACCUGAAAAAGCUUUUAAGAAAAGAAUUCUAUGACACCACUCCAGAGCUAAAUGAUUGUCUUUACUUGCAUUCUAAAGGCUUUGAAAAGAUUGUGAUCUUUAAAGAGCUCACAGGAUCAAAAUUCAUUUACUUGGUGGAAAAUGGUCGUCAAAUAUAGGAGGAAAUCGCAGAUAUUUUCAUGUUUUCAACUAGUUAUGAUUUACCUUAACAAGGAACGGUAUCUGAUCUUGUGCAUGCCUAAACCCAUAUAAAAUUUAUGGAAUUAAAACACUAUCAACAUUGCUUACUUUUUCUUGUAAUAUAUUAUCAUUGA